Cherax quadricarinatus is the source of this 5925-nucleotide messenger RNA. The record is from RefSeq and is a predicted model, not a curated record. NCBI's taxonomy places the organism in Eukaryota, Metazoa, Arthropoda, Malacostraca, Decapoda, Parastacidae.
GUUGCCUGCAGUAGUGAGGUUGCCUGCAGUAGUGAGGUUGCCUGCAGUAGUGAGGUUGCCUGCAGGCAGCCGUGCUGCCCGCAACAGUAAUUGUGAAGAUGUGAAAUGGGUGUCCCGCCCAGUCUGGGUUAUUCCACCCACAACACCCUCCAGCCAAAUAUUGUUCAUACCGUUCCCUCACACGGCUUACGUGCGGCCAACAGUAACAGCGUGGUUGAUCAUGCCCUGAUCCACCAUGAGGCCUGGUCACAGACCGGGCCGAGGGGGCGUUGACCCCUGACACUCUCUCCAGAUUGCAGUUACACGUGUCACGAGCAGUGUCAGGAUCUGGUAACGUUAGACUGCAAGACAGAACUCACUCCAGAAUCUAACACUUGCCAGGAGGACCUCUAUAUUGAGAGUGUUGAGGAACCUGAAGUUAAUGACAGUGGGACCCAAGAUGAAGAAGAAGAAGAAGUGGAGGAAGAGGAGGAGGAGGAAGAAGAAGAAGAGGAAGAUGAUAAUGAAGACAUAGAAGAAGAGAUGAAAGAUUGUCAAGAAGAACAAGAAGAAAAGCAUGAAGAGGAAGCACAGGAAAAAGAAAUGAAAGAAGAGAUAUUUAAGAAGUGUGAGGAAGUAUCGACUUUGAGGAAGACGGUAAACAGAUUACAAAGUCACUUAGUAGAUAAUGAAACAUUAGAGGCUUGGGUGGAGAGAUACAAUGCUACAGCUCAGGGAUUGCAGAUAUCAAAGGAAGAUGACGGCAGUUUCCGGGGUUGUGUCCGUGUUCAUCUUAACCUUAGCCGUCCUAUCAAUAUUGUGGCCGGAACAAGACCCCCUUCAAUAUACGACAUCCUUCAGGAAGACAGAACAAUGGAAAAAACUUUAACAUCAUUCUAUAUGCCCCGAGAUGCAGUGAAAGCUAUUCACAUCACAAGCAAUACAACCACAAGAGAAGUCAUUAUUGCAUUACUGAGAAAAUUCAAAGUUGUUGACAACCCACAAAAGUUUGCUCUGUAUGAGAGAACAUAUGACACUGCACAGUCUGUAAAAGCUAAACUUCGACGAUUGGGUGACAAUGAGUGUCCCCUUGUUUUGGCUCUAAACUGGAGUGCAGGUGGACUAACCAACAAGAGGCUUGUUUUACAAGAAAAUGAUACAGCAGAUAUACAGUGGGAAGCUUUUAGUUUACCAGAACUAAGUAAUUUUCUUCGUAUCUUGGAUAGAGAAGAAGAAGAAUACCGAUGUCAGAUUCAAGAUAAAUAUGCUUUACUUCGCAGAAGAAUUGGUAAUAUAUUGUUUCAGUCUCAACAGAAAACAAAGGAGUAAGAUUGUUAUGCGUUAUGUAUUUUAAUGUGAUAAGAUUAUCACUUUCACAGGAAAAUGUGAUGAAAGUUAAUACACCGGUACGUAUUCAUAAGACAAUGUAGUAAAAUCAUUGCACAGGUAGUAUAUGAGCUAAAAUUUGAAUCAUGAUAAUUCGUUGAAAUGCCGAGAUUUAAACCUGUGAUCUGGUCCUCAGAUUAAAGGUAUAUGAUGAAAUCUAUCAAUGAGCUCUUAAAAGGCAUACCAUUUUCACUGGUGAAGUCUAAUUAUUACCAUUUUAUUUUAAAAAUAUCCGUUGUUAAUGGCAGUUCUCUUGACUUUGACAUCUCUCUCUUUUAACACUUAACACUUCUUUCUCAUUCACACAGGUUCUUUAAAUUGUGACAGAACUUACCAGCCAAACACACUUAACCCCUAAACGGUCCAAACGUAUAUAUACGUUCUUAUGCAUAGCGCCCCAAACAUAUAUAUACAUUUUAAUUUUCCUGCCUCCAAAUUUGGCACGAUUGACCUGAGAUGCCUGGUCAGCAUAGAAUUGGUCUUAACACUAGGUGUGUGCAGUAUUAAAAAAAUCUGGGACCACUUAGUACCUUGUGGGAGCGCCAGCUAGAGCAAACACCAAGGAUUCACUGAUGUAAUGUCCUAUUAACACUCCUCUUUUAAGAGGAAAGUCAUGUUAACCCCAAGUUUAGGGUCUAACGAUCUCUGUCUCACAGGUACACAUAGUAUAAAUUACCUAGGAUAACCAAAAAAUCCAGACAAAGUGCUAUACUCUGCUUGAAGAUGUGAGUAAACGUGAUGAUGCAGUCUUGUGGCUCUCUGAGACAGAGUGCUAGAUGGAUAAACAGGGAGCUUGACAGACAGAAAUGUUUGUGUACCAGCAAAAACAAAGCGAGGUGGAUGGUCAUGUAAUCUUUUCUUAUCAGCUGCACCCUCCCCUACCCUCGUGUAUGUUCAUCAAACGUCAGGUGUUAUCUCCCCUUAUCAUGUCACUGUCAAGAGUGGACUUUGUUUUUCAUGCUUCAAGGGAACUUAUUAUUAUUCUCCUCCUCCUCAUUAUUAUUAUAUACUUCCACAUAUCUAAAACAUUGCUGGGACCUAUAAAUACUUUGUUUAUAUUCCAAGACAAUAGUAAAUGACCAAGGCAGGUGUAAAUGUCCACGUGACAAUUUGAGUACCUAAUACUAGUGUCAGAACAAAGAUUGGUUAUGAAAUGACAAGAACUACUAUAAAUUGUAAUUAUCAGAACAUAAAAAGAAAAAUAGAAAAAAAGGUAUAUCGGCAACACUUCUGCGAGCAGCAGGACUCCAUGUUGCCGUCACAUGAGCAUCCAGUGCCAACUUCUCUGCCUCAUAUCUCUAAGUACUGACCCUAAUUUUUUUUUAUUCUAAAACACGUGCUCUUUUUUUUCUAUGAAAAACAAAAGGAUUUUUUUUUUUUUUUUCAAAAUAUUGGGGGCGCUGCUCAAGUGAACGUAUAUAUACGUUUGGACCAUGUAAGGGUUAAAAUACUUCAGUUACAUUUAUUUUACACAUCUACUUCUAUUUUGGCUAAUCUCUCUAAGUUUUUAUCAAACUAAUAAUAGUAUACUAAUUAAAAAUUAUUUUAAUUAUCAUCAUCAGUUUGUUAAAUAAUGAAUAACAACAUGAUAUAUUGGUCUACAUCUAAGAGACUAAGUUUAGCAUUUUAACAAUACAUAUUUUUUUUUUUUUAAGUAAACAAUAAUUGAUUCAUUUAAGAGUUUGACUUACACAACUGUUUUGGAAAGCCUGUUAUACCUAGGUAAAUAAUUUUUACAUUUCAUCUUGGUAACCAGUUUAACAAUAAUUUAUAGUUAUCUAGUCAACAUUUUAGAACUGGAGCAUAAUUUUUAAUAUAAAAUAUUGAUUUUCUUCUCAUUAAAAUCAUUUGCAUUGAAAAAUAAUAAAAUUAUUGUUAUACAGCCUCACCUCACUUAACGGUGGAGUUCCACUCCUAAGACCACGUCUUUCAACGAAUUCGUCACUAAUUGAGGAGCAUACUAUAACGGUAGUGGGUUUGUGUCAACCAUCUUUGAUAAUGUUACCUUUGCACCAUUCAUAACAUUUCUGGUAUAUUUUUAAAUGUUUAUACAGCAGUGUACGAUAUAUUGUAAUAAACAGAAUAGGGGAAAUCGGCUCUAAUAUACAUUAACGUAUUUAGGUAUGCAUACUGGUCAGAAAGCCCAUUUUAAGUCUGAGUCGUCGGUAAACGAGUACGUCCCUAAGUGAGGAGAGGCUGUAUUCAUAUAAAAAAGUGUUAGGCCCGUAUAAGUAUAGACAAUCUCAGUUAGUGUAAAAGUAAUUAAUGCUAGUUCCCCUCCUCCCAAAUUCUUCAAAUUGUGUGCAGAAAAUUGCAUAUAAUUCAAACAGUGCGAAUUUGAAUAAUGUGACCACUUCAGAGAUUCAUUAUUUGCACUAAUCAAGACCUAGCUGUACAGUAAUAAUUAUUCCUCUCCUCUUUCCAUCAGUAUGUGACCUGCAGUCAUAAGUUUAUAUACCCAAAGUUUUCACUUGAAUAUGAGUCUCCAUGUAGUGCACUGGAAAUUUUUCAAGUAACAGCCCAAAAAAAAUAGUAUAUACUGUAUAUUAAAAAUGUUUUUUUUCUUUCUCAGCAGGGUAAUACCAAUAAGAAAAAUCUUAGAAACUAAUAAAACAAUAAUUUUGUCUUUUCGACAAACCGGCCAUAUCUCACCACGGCAGGGUGGCCCAAAAAGAAAAACAAAAGUUUUUCUUUUUAAAUUUAGUACACCUACCAUCCGACUUACGACCGUGUUUUUUAUGCCAAAUUUCUGAGGAAUAAACAACUAUUUGUGUUGUACACAGUGUUUAUCCUAAACCUUACAGUAUAAAAUACAGUACUAACAACAUAAAAAGUAAAGUAAAACAUGAAAUACCAAAAUAAAGUCAUUACAAAAAUGUUUUGUUGAUAUUCAGCAGUCAAGUUCGACUUAUGACCGGUUUCUCGGAACCGAACUCGGUCGUAAGUCGGAUGGUAGGUGUAAUUUGUAGAGGAGAAGGGGUCACUAGCCCCCCCCCCCUUUCCCAGCAUUUUAGUUGCCUCCUACAACACGCAUGGCCUACAGAGGAAGAAUUCUGUUCCACUUCCCCAUGGAGAUAAGAGGAAAUAAACAAGAACAAGAAAGAAAAUCCAGAGGGGUGUGUAUAUAUAUGCGUAGUGUGACCUAAGUGUAAGAAGAAGUAGCAAGAUGUACCUGAAAUCUUGCAUGUUUAUGAGACAGAAAAAAGACACCAGCAAUCCUACCAUCAUGUAAAACAAUUACAGGUUUCCAUUUUACACUCGGCAGUUGCUGUCUACUACCUACAUAAAACAAUAAUAUAUACUUUAAAUACUGACCAAACUGUGAAAAUAAAGUUAGGUAAGAUAUACUUUUAAUGUAGAAUUAAAGAAGUGACAACUAUGUAAUUCUUACAAAAAAAGUCAAAAUUAAUCACAUUUAUAUAAAUAUCAAGCUGUACGACCGAUACGGGUUUAACGCUUAUUUUGGAAUAUAAUAAUUACAUCUCGCUCUAGCUACCUCAUAAAUUCAUGUGUUGGGGAUCAUGAAAAUAUUAUGAAGUACAUCCAUCUUCAACAAAUUAUGUAUAUCUUACACUAUCUUUAACAGUCAUUAGGGUGCUUCAUGUACUGCUGAACCCUAUGAAAUUUCUGUAUACAGAUAUUAAUCAUAAAAUUAAAUUACAUUAUAUUUAUGGAAAGUUCAUAAUUAUAACAAGAAUACAUUUCAAGGUUAUUUGAAUGCUAUAUAUAUUUUGAAAACCUUGAUUUCUCUUGUGAAAGUACCCACCUCUCCUUAAACAAAGAUAUUCUCAGUGUACAGUGGAACCUUGGUUUUUGUAUGCAAAACUAGUUAUUCUCUAUAAAAUGUAUUGUUUGUUAAUAUUUUGGGGGCACUAAAUUAUUAUGUUCAUCCUGCAUGAAGCAUUUAAACCCUUGUGGGACAUUUAGUGCAAUGAGUGGUGGAGGCUUGAGCCUCCAUCCACCAACUGUGAGAAACUUGCUACUUGCCUAAUUAUAUGUAAAGUUGGAGGAAACAUAGUACACCUGUAAAAUUGACAUAAGAAAAGAAUCAUUAAAACAAAUUGUUAAGUAUUAAAUAAGAUAAUGCCAAGUGCUUAUAUUUAGAAUUACAGCAGUUGAAGAGAAGCCAACAAAAUCAACAGGGUUUUCGUGUGAUACCUUUGCCUAUUAUUAUUACCAAUUUAAGCAUUAAACCCAAGAUACUUGUGUAGAGGCUUAAUUUGUUUCUGAUAUUAGUACAGUAGAUACACUUGAGACCAUGGAAGAUGUAUGUACCCUUGGUUUAUGGUAACUAUACAUUUACUUUGUUUUCAGUUUUAUUUUGAAAAACGAAAAAUUUAAAUAAUUAUAUCUUUCUGAUAAUGUCAUUACAAAAUAUUCUUAGGAUAUGAGGUAGUUUAAGAAUUUACAUAACCACUUAAAAUCUAAUGUAUAAAUUAUCAUUAAUAAUGUACCUGUUGCAGCGAACAUUAAUGUUAUUUAAAAAACAUUCUUGUAUGGAAAUGGGCCAUAGUUGAAAUGCAGCCAUUCACUCUAUUUUUAUAAGCAUUUAAUUCUAAC